This is a messenger RNA of Chanos chanos (milkfish), 1485 nucleotides long. It is a transcript of the gene sowahca, whose product is annotated as sosondowah ankyrin repeat domain family Ca. NCBI's taxonomy places the organism in Eukaryota, Metazoa, Chordata, Actinopteri, Gonorynchiformes, Chanidae. The record is from RefSeq and is a predicted model, not a curated record. The transcript is spliced from 4 exons. Bases 1 to 1485 code for a protein of 494 amino acids. Gene Ontology annotation, molecular function: protein binding.
AUGGCGACGGAAUGCACACAAGAAGCCGUUUUGGAGUUUCUUCUUGAAAAGGGUGGAAGAGUGAAAAAUAAGGAAUUGAUUGAUCAUUUCAAAGUAUUUUUAUCCAGCGAGCGUACGAAGAGAACACUGUUAAGAGAGACAUUUCAACGGUUUGUGGACAACAUUGCUUAUGUCAAGAGUGAAAAUGGAGAGAAAUUUGUAUGCUUGAGGAGAAAGUACAGGGAUCCAGAGGCGCGGACGGGUUAUUCAGAUGAUGGAGAGUGUAAUGGCAACGGACCCGCUUCAAAGGAGAGUUCUACGUCGACUCUGACAGCUGAUGGGAACGGAAUCCUUUCAGGAUUGGAGGCAAAGAACCAGGCGAGUGACAACGAAACCAAUUUUAGUAGCCAGCAAGGGACAGGGGUUGAGCUGUGUAUAUCUGACAUUGCAUUAGUGGAGGCUGAAGCUGAAAGUGAUGGAAUCAGGGCCAUUGCAUGCCCGCCGGCUCACUCGGCCGUUAAACUGGAAUCUGUGCCCAGCGAAGUGGAAGUUGUGGAAAGUGCAGCUGGCAAAGGUGUGACUCCGUCUCAGGUCAUCAGACGGCGAACUUCGAGGGGCUCCCAGCGCAGUCUGUUGGCUCUGUCUGAGGAGGGGGUAGGUGAGGGGCAGUCGGACGCCUUGACUGGGGAUGGCAACACGCCAAAAAGCAGUCGGAAGAACUUCAUCGAGCUAAUGAUGAGCAGUUCCCCACAGGUGCGCCGCACCCUGGUGCACAGGAACUCGCAGGGGAACAUCUCGUUUAGGAAGCGAGACUCGGUGAAAAGCGACAGCGACUCGGCCUCGUUGUUGUCGUCGGUGGACGAGGAUUGCGCCUCAGUGACAUUGGACCCUCUGGAGCACGAGUGGAUGAUGUGCACUUCCGAGGGCCAAUGGGAGAGCCUGCAGCGGCUCUUGGCCUGCGAUCCUUCCUUGGUCACAAAGAGGGACUUUGUCACCGGAUUCACGUGCCUGCACUGGGCAGCCAAACAGGGAAAACACGAGCUUUUCGCGCUGCUGGUCAAUUACGCUAAACAAAACGGCAUCUCAAUCAACGUGAACGCUCGUUCCAGCGCUGGCUACACCCCUCUACACCUGGCCGCUAUGCACAAUCACGUCGAGGUGAUGAAGCUGCUGAUUGGUGCUUAUGAUGCUGAUGUAGAGAUGAGGGACUACAACGGGAAAAAGGCAUCUCAGUACCUCAGUAACAGUGUGACUGGAGACAUCAAGGACAUAGUCGGGGCCUGUGGGGAUUCGGACACUGAGAACGGGUCAUGUGACAGCGGGGGUCAAGCCAAGCCGAAAUCCCUCUACAGAAAGUCCUCCAUAGGUCGCAUUAAACCCAGGCUCCACAAAACCAGGUUUAAGACCCAGAUAGUCCACAGCACGUCUUUCAGAGAGACCGAGGAAGGAGACGAAGCCCUCAAGAGUCCUGUGAAGACACGCCCCAUGUCGAAUCUCUUCGCAUGA